Molecule: messenger RNA, 2088 nt
Organism: Hemisphaericaspora subhashii
Lineage: Eukaryota; Fungi; Ascomycota; Pichiomycetes; Serinales; Debaryomycetaceae
Exons: 1
Coding region: 1-2088 (695 amino acids)
Biological process (GO): vesicle-mediated transport; intracellular protein transport
Cellular component (GO): membrane coat
Molecular function (GO): clathrin binding
Source: RefSeq, a predicted model, not a curated record
AUGAGUGAUGUCAAGAUAUUUGGAAAGUCAAAAAGUCUUGAAUUACGAGCAGAAUUGGAUCAAGCAUUCAAGAAAUCAAAACCAAUUCCUCGAGUCAAAACUGUCUUACGUAAAAUAUUAGCCAAUAUAAUUUUAAACAAUAAUGAAGUAGCAGAUAUGAUGUCUGAUGUUAUACCAUUAUUAAAAUUGGAUGAUAUGGAAGUACGUAAGCUUUGUUUAGAAUUUAUUGCAACAUAUUCCAACAAUACUCAAUCUGACGAUUCCUUGAAUGCAAUCCCAUAUUUAGAAAAGUUAAGUGAAAGUCCUUCUCCUAUAUUAAGAGCAUUGGUGAUAAGAGCUAUUUCUUCAGUUAGAAGAAGAGAAUUUAUAGACGUCGGGGUAUCUUUGGCAACUCGUAUGAUUAAAGAUCCUGAUCCUUAUGUAAGGAAAACAACAGCAUUUUCAAUCGCCAGAUUGUAUCAAUAUGAUCAUGGAGCAGUUGAAAGAGAAAAUUUGGUAGAUGAAUUGAAUAAAUUACUUUAUGAUGAUGAUCAACUUGUGGUUGCAAAUGCUUUAGCCGCUUUAAGUUCAAUUACUGAAAAUAGUAAGACUUUAACUUUAAAGAUUGAUAAAGCACAUUCAUUACAAUUGAUCUCUUUCUUGGAUUCUACAAAUGAAUGGCAUCAAAUAUAUUUAUUAAAUGCAUUAAUGUCAUAUGUACCUCAACGUGAAACUGAAGCUUUGGAUUUAAUAGAAGCUGUACUUCCAUCUUUACAACAUGAGAAUGCAGCAGUUGUAUUAAAUGCAAUUAAAAUCAUAAUAUAUUAUUCAAAAUAUGUGAAAAAUCCUGAAUUAAAAUUACCAAUUUUACCUAAAAGAUUAGGAACAUCAUUAAUAUCACUUUUAUCGAAAACUCCUGAAGUUCAAUUUCUUGUAUUAAGAAAUGUGAUUUUAUUACUUUUAGGUAAUAAAGAAUUAGUUCAUUUUGAAGUGGAAAUGUUUUAUUGUCGAUUCGACGAUCCAAUAUACGUUAAAGAUACAAAGCUUGAAAUCAUUUACUUGUUAGCAAAUGAACAAAAUGUUGGCCUGGUCUUACUUGAACUAGAAGAAUAUGCAACAGAAGUAGAUAUACCAAUGGCACGAAAAGCUAUAAGAGCUUUUGGAAAUCUUGCUGUGAAAUUAGAAAAUGCAGCUUCACAAUGUGUUGAGAUUAUAUGUGAUUUAAUGUCUCAUGGGAUCUCGUAUAUUGUACAAGAAUCGACCAUUGCCAUCAAGAAUAUAUUACGAAAAUAUCCUGGCGAAUUCAAUUUCGCAAUUAAUGAAUUAAUUAAGCAUUAUCAUUUAAUUGAUGAACCAGAUGCCAAAACAGCUUUAAUCUGGAUUGUGGGACAAUAUUGUGAAAUUAUUGAGGAAGAUACAGUUCAGAUGUUGGAUGAUUUUAUUUCUAGUUUUAAAGAUGAUCCAAUCGAAGUUCAAUAUGCCACCUUGACUGCUGCUACCAAAUAUUAUUUAAAAUAUCCUACAAGAGGUGAAUCUAUAGUAUUGAGAGUUUUGAAAUGGGCGACUGAAGAAGUAGAUAAUCCUGAUAUAAGAGAUCGAGGAUAUAUCUAUUGGAGACUUAUAUCAUCAGAGCAUGCGACUAGCGCAGAUGGAGAAUUCCAAGAGAAUACAAAGAAAAUCAUCUUGAAUUCAAAUCCUGUAAUUUCAUCUGAAAACGAUUCAAUACAUCCUGCAAUUCUUGAAGAAUUGGAUUUGAAUAUUGGAACAUUAGCAUCUAUUUAUUUAAAACCGGUUCACACCGUAUUUAGGAGUGCAAAGAGGAAGACACUUCCAAUUAGUCCUGCAUUACAAAGAAAAGGUGGGAAGGAGCAGCAACAUCUUGAACCGGUGCAACCCGAAAGACCAACACUGAGAACAGCAUCUCCUGCAAUUGAGAUAAACAGACGAAUGUCAUAUAGAAGAACCAAUAGUGAUAAUGUCACGACUCUCAGAACAAUGACGACAGCAUCUGCUCGUGAGAAUAGUCUUACAUCUAAAAAGGACAAAUUUUCCAAAAGGUUUUCACGAACAGCAUCUUUAAUUAAAGGAAAAAUUUCCAAUAAGAAUUAA